Messenger RNA from Aspergillus steynii IBT 23096, 810 nucleotides. RefSeq names its product AP-2 complex subunit sigma. Lineage: Eukaryota; Fungi; Ascomycota; Eurotiomycetes; Eurotiales; Aspergillaceae. The coding region runs from base 208 to 645 and encodes 145 amino acids. Gene Ontology annotation, biological process: clathrin-dependent endocytosis; protein transport. The record is from RefSeq and is a predicted model, not a curated record. Gene Ontology annotation, cellular component: AP-2 adaptor complex; intracellular membrane-bounded organelle. Gene Ontology annotation, molecular function: clathrin-cargo adaptor activity. The transcript is spliced from 5 exons.
ACAGGGUCCGAAUUGGAAGAUUCCAAAUCACCACCAGCUCGCCCGACAAUUUAAUUCCCUCCUUGAAGGUCUAAACGUCCCCUUCUUGUUCUCUUGACGACGCCAUCGAGGCGGUGGACCGCGGCAGAACGGAGUCUGGGCUCCUCAGGCGGAGAUCCCCCGGGCGAUUCCAGUCGUCAUCCGCAUUCCCCUGUGCAUCGAGUCGGGAUGGUUCUCUCCUUCAUACUUGUUCAGAACCGCCAGGGUAAGACGCGCCUUGCGAAAUGGUAUGCGCCUUACAGCGAUGAGGAGAAGGUGAAGCUCAAAGGCGAGGUUCACCGGCUAGUCGCGCCGAGAGAUCAGAAAUACCAGUCGAAUUUCGUUGAGUUCAAGCGCAGCACGAAGAUUGUUUAUCGACGGUACGCGGGGCUGUUCUUUUGCGUGUGUGUCGAUGCCACGGACAACGAGCUGGCGUAUCUCGAGGCGGUGCAUUUCUUCGUCGAGGUGCUAGAUCAGUUCUUUGGGAAUGUGUGCGAGCUGGAUCUGGUGUUUAAUUUCUACAAGGUCUAUGCCAUUCUAGACGAGGUGUUCCUGGCCGGCGAGAUCGAAGAGACGAGCAAACAGGUGGUGCUGACACGGUUGGAGCAUCUGGAUAAGCUGGAGUGAGAUGGAGACGGAGGAUACCCGACUACGAGGAUACAGGACGGGCUGAUAUCAUUGCAUUGAGCGACCACGGGAUAUGGUCGCACGGAGUUUAAGGGUCCAAUGUUAUCAUUGUACAUGUAUAUUUAGGGAACAUUCUUGCAACUUUGAUUUUAUUAAUUCUACGAC